This is a messenger RNA of Vitrella brassicaformis, 2216 nucleotides long. The record is from the annotation of a GenBank genome assembly. NCBI's taxonomy places the organism in Eukaryota, Vitrellaceae.
CUCAACAUAGCUCAUUGAUCCACCCACCGCCCGCCAAUUAGUUCCCUCAACCAGUCAGUGUCAGAGUGGUGACCUCUCCGCCGCCCUCCGAACAGCCUCAAGCAUCACCCGCCAGAACUCCUGCAGGUCCAUGUCGGUGCACACCUGCACGUUGGGCGUCUUGUGCGUCAGGUUGAAGAAGUCGCACACCGUCUGCCCGGCUGUCAGACUGGAUGCCAUCUCGAUGUCCACUCGGAUCUUCUUGUGAGUGAAGCCUUUGCCCUUGCUGAUGGCGCACCACAUGGCACACGGGUCGUGCAGCGGGGGCUGGUCGAAGGCGAAGACGCGGCUGUAAGUGGACGAGAAGAAUGUCAGGAGGGACACACAGCAGGACGAGAAGGGGCCGCCCAUCUGGAGAGGGAGGGAGGGAGGGAGGCAUUGGUGUGUGAAAAUGAGAGUCUGUGUGUGUGUGUGCGUGUGUGUGUGUACCUGCUUGAUUGUCUGCAGGUGCUCCUGAGUGAGCAAAGCUGGACAGACAGACAGACAUGUGCAGUGCACGAUGGCAGGCAGGCAGGCAGGCAGGCAGGCAGAUUUGCGCAAGUUGAGUUGUAGGCAGGCCUGGCCUGCAUACCAUAGACACCUUACCUUUGUGUGUGACCUCUAGCGGCACCAUCCAGACGUCAAGCCCGCUCUCAAACACAAUGUGGGCCGCCUCUGUGGUGCAAAUGAAUGAGGGGAGGGAUGGAUGGGCGGAUGGGCGGACGAGUCAGUCACACAGACAGACAACGCACCGUACCGUACCGCACCGCCCACCACACCACACUCACGCACCCUGACCUGGAUCGAUCUGGAUGUUCCACUCCAUAACAGGGCCGGUGUUGCCCAAACCUGCAAUCAAGACAGACAGACAGACAGUGCACACACACCACACACACACACACGCGUUCGUUCAUUCGUUCGUUCAUUCAUUCAUUCAUUUCGCUUACCCAUGGCGCCCCCCAUCAUGACGAUCCUGUCUACCUGAGGCUUCACCUGUAUGCACCACAACCACCACGUGCAGUCGUCAUGUGCAGUCGUCGGUCAUGUGCAGCCAGUCGACGGCCUUUUUCUCCCUGAUUCUGUCUGCCUGUCUGUCUGCCUGUCUGCCUGUCUCUCUGUCUUCCUCCCUGUCUUACGUGUGGAAGACCGAUCGAGUGACCUCAGGAAAGAGAGUUAGAAGCAGAGCGAUGUUCGUCAGACAACCUGCACACAGACACACACACACACAAACCUCAUUCAUUCAUUAAACCUCAUUCAUUCAUUCAUUCAUUUGAUUGAUGUGCAAGCUAAGGUGCCCACCCACCGGUGGCUGCAAUGGUGACCUUCCCCUCGUUUCCCAUUAUCCUGCACGCACACAGACGGACCGACACACACAGGUGCCUGCCACCAUGCCAUGCCAUGCGUGUGUGUGGUCGCUCCCUCUCUCCCUCCCUCCCUCCCUCCCUCCCAUCCCACCACACACACGCACCUGUCUGCCAUUGCCAUGACGGCCUUCUCUGUCCGCACCCCCUUGUGCGGCUGCGGGAAGGCAAACCCAUCUAGACCACUCUCGCCAUGGAUCUCGGGACUGCUCACACACACAAACCGCACACACCCAUCCCAUGCUUGUGUGGCUGAUACAUAAUCCCGUGUGCACUGCGUGUGUGUGUGUGUGGGCACCCAUACCAGAUGGCCGCCUUGCGGACGAGCGGCGCCGCUUGGCCCCGGUACACAUCUGUGUGUAUUUGCGGCCAACGCAUUAUGCGCAGAAAUGACCGAACUGACUGACUGACUGACAGACUUACCGACGUCCUCAACUCCACAAGCAUGCAGCCAAUUCAGCGCAUUGCCAGCCGUCUUGUCCACCUGCAUUGCACCGACAGACAGCACAAUUAACCACCACCCCUACCACCAAGGGAGAACGAGUGACUGAAGGAAUGCAUGCUUCCAUUCAUCCGCACUGACCGUUUGGUUGCCGUGCACUGUGGACACGCCCAGCAGGUUGACAGCGAUGGGUGGCGGCGGGUAGCACGCCAGCGUCAGCCCGAAACAAUCGUCGUGACCCGGAUCUGUAGGCACAAGUGUCAUGUCAUGUGAGUGGUGAUGGCAUGAGAUCUCAGCAUGGAUCUUUCAAUCAGGUCGUUGGUGUGCCUCACCGCAGUCAAUCCACAUGUCCACACGCUUUUUGGAGCUCUCCAUCUCAGCGUACCGCACCUUCG